Malaclemys terrapin pileata is the source of this 2731-nucleotide messenger RNA. RefSeq names its product ELOVL fatty acid elongase 7 (gene ELOVL7). Lineage: Eukaryota; Metazoa; Chordata; Testudines; Emydidae. Gene Ontology annotation, biological process: very long-chain fatty acid biosynthetic process; fatty acid elongation, monounsaturated fatty acid; sphingolipid biosynthetic process. Gene Ontology annotation, cellular component: endoplasmic reticulum; endoplasmic reticulum membrane. The coding region runs from base 310 to 1155 and encodes 281 amino acids. The record is from RefSeq and is a predicted model, not a curated record. Gene Ontology annotation, molecular function: fatty acid elongase activity. The transcript has 9 exons.
GUGCAGCCCAGCUCAGCCCAGCCCAGCCGGUCACAUGGGCGGGGGGAAGGUGACUCAGGGCUCCCCCUCCCCUCCCAGUGGGGAGCGUGUGUGUGGCCGGCGCCGCUGCCACUAGCGCACUUGCUGACUGCCGGGCAGGUGCGGUCCGCGCUCGGGUCUCGGCGUUGCCCUGGAAAUCAGAACGUGACAUCAUUGUACUUGUGCAUGAGAAGGGGAAAGUGAAACUGACCAGACAACUUACUUUUAUUGUCCAAAUUUGAGUGUGAGUAAAAAAAGGAGAAGUCCUAAUAUCCACUUAUCCCAGUGAAAAUGGCCUUUAGCAAUUUGACAUCAAAAGCUGCACUGCUUUAUGAUGAAUGGAUUAAACAUGCUGAUCCAAGAGUGGAAGGCUUCCUACUCAUGUCUUCACCUGUGCCACAGACUAUUAUCAUUGGAGCCUAUAUUUAUUUUGUCACUUCUUUGGGACCAAAACUCAUGGAAAACCGAAAACCUUUUGAACUCAGGCAGAUAAUGGCAUUUUACAAUUUUGGUGUGGUAGCCCUUUCAGUGUAUUUGACUUAUGAAUUUCUUAUGUCUGGUUGGGCCACAGGUUAUUCAUUCCGAUGUGACCUUGUUGACUAUUCCAAGUCACCUACAGCUCUGAGAAUGGUUCGGACUUGUUGGCUGUACUACUUCUCCAAAUUCAUUGAAUUAUUAGACACUAUCUUUUUUGUUCUGCGAAAGAAAGAGGGCCAAAUUACAUUCCUGCAUGUCUUGCAUCACUCAAUCAUGCCGUGGACCUGGUGGUUCGGAGUCAAAUUUGCUGCAGGUGGGUUAGGAACAUUCCAUGCUCUGUUAAACUGUGUUGUGCACGUCAUCAUGUACAGCUACUAUGGACUCUGUUCACUGGGACCAGCCUAUUAUAAAUACUUGUGGUGGAAAAAACACAUGACAUCUAUACAGCUUGUUCAAUUUCUUAUGGUUACAGUUCACAUAGGACAAAUCUACUUUAUGGAUGAUUGUCCAUACCAGUAUCCAGUUUUUAUAUUCAUUAUUUGGCUCUAUGGCUCUAUGUUUUUACUCCUGUUUCUCCACUUCUGGUAUCAUGCUUACACCAGAGGGCAGAGACCACCAAAGACUAUGAAAAACGGAAUCAGCAAAAGCAAAGAUCACUGAAGCAAUGUCUCAUCUAUAUAAAUGUGUACAUCUCAGAUCAGUAACUUGUACUACUUGACAAUCAAGAUAUUUAGGUGCACACUACACUGUGUACAUUUUACAUGUUUUUCCAAAACAGAGCUUGUAUUUUUACAAUAAGUUAUUUGGGUUUCUGAUAUUGCGGGGUGGGGGGGAGGGGUAAUUUUCUGAUUAAAGAUUUGCAGGUUUUCAGUGACUUGCUGCACAUAUCUAGAGAAAUGUUCUCUUUUUACCUAGAAGAAAUGAAUAUUUAAUUGCAUUCUUACAGGUGAGAUGCAUAUAAAUAAAAAGAUCUUCUUUAAGAAAAUGUGUAUGAUAAGUACAGAAUACUUUGAGCACUAAGAAAAGGUAUAAAGAGCAUUCAUUUUAACUAUCAUAAGGUGUUGAAACUGUAGUUUAAUUUUAUUGAAAUAACCAUGAAAAAUCAUUGUUACAUGCAUAAUUUAUAGAGACUAAAACACAUUGUUAAUAUAGUUAAUACCUGAAAACAUUCAUAUUUUUUGUACAAACUGUACCAUAUUAAAGAAUGUAAGUUAAAUAAAACCUUGGCAGAUUAGUGUGUUUUAAAAAGAGAGAUUUUUGGAUUAUAAAGUCUUUUACUAAAAUGAUUUAAGUUAAUGAACUUUUAAAAAUGUUUGUUUUUACUUAAUUGAACAUAAAAACUUUUGAUUUAACAUCCAGUCAAAAAAAAAGUGAUUCAUUGAAGUAGAAUAACAAUCUUACCUCAUACUAUUCAAAAUUGUCUGUAGCUGUAUUUUGAUAUCAGCAAACAGGAAUGUUUACUGGAAAAAAAAUCACGCAAUUCAACAACCAAAACCAUAUUACAUUUUUAGAAUAGGUUUUGUGUAAAAUACAAAUGGCAGUUUCAUUACUUUAUUUUGCUGUAUUCUUUCUCCUUUCCACUGCCUGUGGAAAUGAACGGUGCCUAAUGAGAAAUUGUUUUGUAAAAUUCAUGGCUAAGUUUCUCUGUUAAUAGCAGAAGUGCCUUGUUUUUGCCGUGUGGUACUAAAUGAACUGUUCAAAGAGAUUGCAGACUACACAGAUUUAUGGAGAGGGAGAAGGGGCAGAUGAUUGUGUACUAGUUAACUCCAAACUAUGCAGAAUAAACUGAUAAGGGACUGGUCAGAGGGACAUGUCAGCUGGCUUAGUAGCAAUUUAUAGGACCUAGAGCUAUAUGCAGAUAGUGUCCCUCUACUUCUGUGAGAUUGUCAAGGGAUGACUAUUGUGCAGAACUAAGCUAAACUAUAUUCUGCCAUGAGAUGCACACCAUACAGCAUUGAUUGAUUGAUCUUGUUUUUGUGACAACUCUCACUAGUGAUGGGCUGAAAUCUAUCUUGUACUCUGCUCUGAUCUGCUGGAGUUGUGAUGUUCUCUAAAAUGUGUCUUCUGACCCACCCGUUUGUAUUAGUGGUUGAAGAACUCCAAAAAGGCAUGUUUUAUUGUUAUAUGUACAGGAUUACCAGAAUAGUGUUGCAGGUGACUUCUUAUAAAAAUAACAAAAAGAAGAACAGGAGUACUUGUGGCACCUUAGAGACUAACAAAUUUAUUAGAGCAUAAG